Molecule: messenger RNA, 2206 nt
Organism: Colossoma macropomum (tambaqui)
Lineage: Eukaryota; Metazoa; Chordata; Actinopteri; Characiformes; Serrasalmidae
Gene: angptl5
Product: angiopoietin-like 5
Exons: 8
Coding region: 166-1335 (389 amino acids)
Source: RefSeq, a predicted model, not a curated record
AGUCCGUGACAACCAGCCUUUUUGUUGUGGUUUGGGCAGCAGCAUGCUCUUUUUGUUGUACCGUGGCCAAGGAGGCAGUCCUAGACCAAAAGACUUCUCAGUGUCUUCUCUUCUCAUUGAGAGGUGUGCACUUUCAUGCUCUUACGGAACUCCACGUAAACUGACAUGAUUUGGAUCACUUUGUUUUGGCUUCAUAUUUUCCCAAAUCUUCUUGCAUUACCAAAUAUAACUGUGGAUAUAAACAACACUGCACUCAAUGAAUUUGUGACGUUAUCUGAGAAUGUUCAGGAUGUGUCUCUCCGAAGCCAGAAAGAACGAAUUGUCAAGGAUGCAGGCAAAGAAAAGUGCACAGUCCCAUGUGAGAUGACUGCAAAACUCAUGCGGGAUGAGAAGCAUACUUUCUGCAGUAACCUCCAGCAUGCCAUGACAACAUAUGCAAGAGGUACAAGAAAGCUGAUCAGAGAUCUUAUAGAUGAACAGCAGAAGACUCUGGAAUUUCUUACCAGUCAGGUAAUGGAACUUAUGAUCAAAGUCCACACUCUCAGCUCAGAGGUGCAGAGGAGCAACAGUGACAUGUUUUCCUUGAAGCCCCUCCAAGCUCAUGGGAGGGACUGUAGUGACAUCAAGGAGACACUAGGGGCAGUAUCUCCUAAAAUUCCAAGUGGAAUUUACAUUGUUAACCCUGACAACUCUGAGCUUUUAUUUGAGGUGUUUUGUGAGAUGGAUUACAUGGAAGGUGGCUGGACAGUAAUACAGAGACGGACAGAUGGUUUCACUGACUUUAAACAUGUGUGGUCAAACUAUCUAGAUGGAUUUGGGCACCUACCAGGAGAACACUGGCUGGGUUUGAGAAAGGUGUACAGCAUCGUCAGUCAGAGGAAUACACGUUUUGAAUUGCACGUUUCUCUUGUCUCUCAAGAUGACUCCAUUGCGUAUGCCUCUUACGACAACUUCUGGCUUGAAGACGAAAGCAAAUUUUUCGCAAUACAUCUUGGCAGAUACGCUGGUAGUGCUGGUGAUGCAUUUAGAGGAUAUGACCAAGACCAGAAUCAAGAUACGGCACCUUUCAGCACAUCUGACGUUGAUAAUGAUGGCUGUGUCCCGUUCUGCACUUUUAAUGAGACAGCUGUGGAGAGUUGCAGUGUCCAUCACAACAACACGGGCUGGUGGUUUAACCAGUGUGGCAGCGCAAACCUCAAUGGCUCCCCUUUGGACCAAGAUCGCUCCGCUCAGCCACACAUUCACUGGGACACAUGGACUAAGAAUGGAGAACCUGUCAGCAUCAAGUCAGUAACAAUGAAGAUCAGGAGACUCGAAGGCUCAAACCUUAAAUAAGCUUUUUGAGCUUUACAGUAUGGUCAAAAUUCAGAGACCAUCCUUCAUGUAUUUAAUUUCUAAAAUGGUCAUUAAGUUAUUCAUUUAUCAGGAGACAUUUUUUAGAAGAUUACACAGAAGACAAUCUGCUUGUUUAAGAAAAGGGAAGAUCAAAGGAAAAUAAAUGAAAAAAAAGUUUUUUGAAGUUUCCAAAACUUCAAAAGAGUUCAAAAGUUGUUACUGAGAAAAGAAAAUGGUAAAAAAGAAGAAAAUUGGCACAUCAAACAUAGAAGCCGCUGAUGCUCUAAGAACAAGGUAUUGACCACCCCAGAGUCCAGGCCUUAACAUCACUGAUUGUGUUUAGGAUUACUUGGAUUUAGAACAAACUUCUAAGGCUAAGAUCUCAUUGAAAAACUCAAAGCAGGUCUUAUGAAAAGAAUGUAAAUUGCAGUCAAAGCCAAAAGUGGACACACAAAAGACACAAAAGAUUAUCUUUAGUUGUUGAGGCUUCUGUGUAAUUUUCUGUUAAAUAUAUGUUUUCUGCUUUUUUCCUGACACUAAAAAAGAAUAAUUUAGUGGCCAUUUUCACUGGAAACAAAAUAAAUAAAAGAUGGUCUCUGACUUAUGCAAAAUACAGUAUGUAAUCAGGAGAUAUUUUUAAAUGGUCUACUAUUGGUUAGAAGGCCCUUUCCCAAAAUCAUGAUACUCUGUGGAAAAAAAGAUAGAGGGUUAAAAAAUGCUGGUGUGUAAAAGGGAUUUUGUUUCAACAUAAAUAUUGAUAUCUAAUUUUCUCUUUUUUGAACACUGGUCUGAAAUGCUGAUUAUAAUAUCAGUAUUAGCCCAUUUUAAGUUUUUCAUUGGUAUAAAUAAAGGCUGAUCUGUUUAAAGAAAA